GUCAUGCCGAAGCUGUCCGCGGAGAAGCCUAGGCGGUGGAGGUCGGGCGCUCAGGACCAGUGAGCUCGUCAAGGCCUGGGGUGUCCUGGGACCUUCGCUCAUUCUCAUUCAGAACUGGGAGGCCUUCGGGUUGGCGAGCCGGCCCCUUUGCGUGGGCCAUUUCCUCGUCACACGGUUUCCAAGGCCCCCGACUGGAUUUGAGAAAAGUUUAUGGUUCCCAUCCUAGCAGCAGAGUACAGCAUUGCGGGAGGGCAGAAAGAGUCUGAGAUGCUGCGGCUACGCACUGGAGACGGUGUCGGACCUUUUCUGGGGAGUGCGUGGGUCGGAAGACAAACGUUUUCCCUGACAUCGUAGAUGCACGAUGUGGAAACGCCCGACGAGUCACAGGUCACCGUUGCACCCCCAGAAGACAGCGACAUCAAGCCACUUCCAAAGCCCCUGGGGUGUGCUUCUGCCUCUCAGACAGGCACGCGCUCCUAGUCCUCUCAAGGCUUGUAGUUCUACUUGGCGUCAUCGUUGCCCUAGGCAACACCCAGGCCGGGAGUUCUGUCCCUUUAAGGAAUCCUAGCGCCUUGGCCUUUUUGGUUUUGCGCGCCCGCCCACAGCGCCGGCAGAACGACCAUGGCUCAGGCGGCGCGCGUUGCGUGGGUGCUUGGCUCUAGCCGGUGCGCCCUGGCUGAGGGGCUUCUCACACGACCCUGGCAGCCACUCUCGGCACAGAGCCGGGCCAGCUUCACCAGGGCGGCGGCCGGAAGCCGGGGCGCCGCGGUCCGCAAGGGGAGCCCGCGGUUGCUGGGGGCGGCGGCGCUGGCCCUGGGCGGUGCGCUAGGGCUGUACCACACCGUGCGGUGGCACCAGCGUUCCCAGGACCUCCGCGCGGAGCACUCGGCUGCGUCGCUGUCCCUGUCCAACCGCCUGCAGCUGACCCUGUACCAGUACAAGACAUGUCCCUUCUGCAGCAAAGUCCGUGCCUUCCUGGACUUCCACUCCCUGCCCUAUCAGGUGGUGGAGGUGAAUCCGGUGAGAAGGACUGAGAUCAAAUUCUCCUCCUACAGGAAGGUCCCCAUCCUGGUGGCCCAGGAAGGAGACAGCUUGCAACAGCUCAAUGACUCCUCGGUCAUCAUUAGUGCCCUCAAGACCUACCUGGUUUCAGGGCAGCCCCUGGAAGAAGUCAUCACUUAUUACCCACCCAUGAAGGCCAUGAAUGACCAGGGCAAGGAGGUGACCGAGUUCUGCAACAAGUACUGGCUCAUGCUGGAUGAGAAGGAAGCCCAGCAGAUGUAUGGCGGGAAGGAAGCCAGGACGGAGGAAAUGAAGUGGCGGCAGUGGGCGGAUGACUGGCUGGUGCAUCUCAUCUCUCCCAACGUGUACAGAACACCUGCUGAGGCUUUGGCUUCCUUUGACUACAUUGUCCGAGAGAGCAAGUUUGGGGUUGUGGAGGCCACCAUGGCCAAGUAUGUGGGCGCAGCUGCCAUGUACCUCAUCAGCAAGCGCCUCAAAAGCAGGCACCACCUGCAGGAUGAUGUACGGGUAGACCUCUAUGAAGCAGCCAACAAGUGGGUGACAGCCGUGGGCAAGGACCGGCCAUUCAUGGGGGGUCAGAAGCCUAACCUUGCUGACCUGGCAGUGUAUGGCGUGCUGCGAGUGAUGGAAGGUCUGGAGGCCUUCGACGACCUGAUGCGACACUCACACAUCCAGCCUUGGUACCUACGGAUGGAGCGGGCCAUUGAAGAAGUCCCCUCAAUCCAUUGUGUUCCCCCUAGCUGCAAAGACUAGUUGCUAGGGGCACAAGACCUGGACUAGCCCCUGGCCAUGCUUGUAGGGGGCAGAGUCAUUUCGUCUCUGGUCCACUUAGCCCCCAGCUCUCUACUUCUGAUACUGGACAUUUCUAGGGCCCUUGACACUGAGGACAAGACUCAAACUUACAGCUAUUCUGUGGGUCAAGGGUCGGGGUCACAAAGGAGGGUAGCUCUAAUCCCAGUUCCAGGGCCCUGAUCCCCUAAAGGGACUCCUUGUCAUCUCUGCUAGGGCCCAAUCCCUUGUUGACAGGGAUGAGACUGGCCCCUGACCUGGAUGAGGGGAAGGCAGUCUGGUAACAAAAGUGCUGUCUACUUGCCUCCUGGUUCCAGCUCUUCCCAGGUGCCUCUAGGAAUAUUGCGUUUGUAAUAAAGAGAGGUCUGCUGCUCCCCUCUGGCAGCCACUGUUCCGAGGUCUGGUCUGUGGGGUAGGUGUUGGCUAGGGCUGUCAGUCAAGGGAAGCCAGGGCUUUUUUUGGGGGGUGGGGGGCUCGAGACAGGGUUUCUCUGUAUAACCCUGGCUGUCCUGGAACUCACUCUGUAGACCACGCUGCCCUUGAACUCAGAAAUCUGCCUGCCUCUGCCUCCCAAGUGCUGGGAUUAAAGGUGUGUACCACCGCUGCCCGGCUGGGCAGGCUGUAUUAACCCUGGUACGUCUGCCGCACAAUCGGUACCCACUGAACAUCACAAGGAUUUGGACAUGGAUUUUAGUCUGGUUAUGUUCCCCACUGACCAUGGUGCUCUGGGCAGUGAUACUCAUCUGUCAAAUGGGUACAUUGAUAGUCCUGCCUCUGAGAAAGUUGUGGGGGAAUUGGGUAUGGUGGUGCACGCUUGUAAUCACAACUUGAGGUGGGAGCUGCAGUGUGAGACCUUGUCUCCCAAAGAUAGAGUGGGUCUGGAGGUGUAGCUCAAUGGGUAACAUGCUUUCUCAGCACAUGUAAAGCCCUGGUUUCCACCUGGGCUGUCAUUUAGGCAGGGUGGAGUAAUGCACACUAGUUAUCUUGGCAGGAGGCAGGAGGAUCAGAAAUUCGAAGUCACCCUCAUACAUUUCAAAUCAUACAUUCUAAAUCACCCUCAUGAGCUUGUGGUCAGCCUCAAAAUAUAAAACCAACAAUACAAAAAUAAAAAAUACAAAAC
Molecule: messenger RNA, 2932 nt
Organism: Mastomys coucha (southern multimammate mouse)
Lineage: Eukaryota; Metazoa; Chordata; Mammalia; Rodentia; Muridae
Gene: Ptges2
Product: prostaglandin E synthase 2
Exons: 7
Coding region: 622-1776 (384 amino acids)
Cellular component (GO): mitochondrion
Molecular function (GO): prostaglandin-E synthase activity
Source: RefSeq, a predicted model, not a curated record